AUGGGCUUUCUCAAACAUAUCCGGUCCAAGUCAAAAAUCAAGGCGCAGGCAGCUGCCGCCGCGGCCGCCGGAGAGAAUGAUUCAUAUCGAUAUUACCCUGCAACCCCGGGGUUUCGAAGUCAUCGCCCAGCCCCAAAGCUCCCGACAGCCGUGCUGGAGACCAUUUUUUUAUUCCUCUGCCCCCAUACUCAGGAUGAAAACUAUGACGCUUGCGAAGAUUCCAUGAUCGAGGAUGGGUGCAUGCUCUGCGAUAUGCGCGAUCUAGCACACUGUGCUGCAGUCUGCCGAGACUGGCGUCCAGUGGUAGAGAAGCUUCUGUAUCGGAGCAUUAGAAUCGAUCCCGUCCAUUAUUGCGAAAAAGAGAUUGAGCUUUCGGAGAAGCGGAACCGUCGAUCCUUUUCACGAAAAAAGGGCGACGAUGGCGAUGCGCCAGGACAGCGGCUGGCUCUGCUAUCGCGCACCCUGCGCGGUAAUCCUUGGCUCGCAGUUACUGUGCAAUACCUUAAAAUGCCAUUCAUGACUCGAGAGACGCGCAAGGCCGAUCUUGCCCGUACAAUAUCCGUGUUGCCGAACCUUCAAUAUGUCGAUCUUCCCGAAGGCUUCUACAGUGACGACCCCUCUUGUCGGACCCUUCGUGAGGAGCUUGCAGCGCGUUGCUGGGAUAUCAGGAAGAUGAAGUACACUGUCGGUUCAGAGCAUUCCUUUACAUUAUUAGGGCAUGGUCGAUAUUGGCAGGGUCUCAAAGCGCUCGAGUUGGUCGGAAUCGUGGUCGAUCCAGGCACGCUCCUGCAAGGCAUGGCUUCGCUGCCCAUUUUGCAUGAAUUGAAAUUGGUUGACUUGCCAUGGCUUGAUGAUUCCAUUUUCCAAACAAACGCUGCGCUUCCCGCCUUCCCUGCGCUACAGAAGCUCAGCCUCGACGAGAUACCGAACGUAACAGCACAUGGUGUGAGACAGUAUCUUUCCCGCCCCGAGGCCCGGGAGAUCUUUAACACACUCCAACUGAAUUCCACUGGAGUCCUCCCAACUGAGCUCCACAUUGUCUUGGCCGCUGCGCCAUGGCUGACGCAGCUCUCCAUUGUCGAAGAAGUGACACGCCCAUUUCCGAUCCAGGAGAAGAUACCUCUAAUGGCUUCGCGCAGUCUGCGCACAUUGCAUUACGAGAUUACCUCUCCACCUGUUGCGCAGGGUGCGCAUCGAGCGGAUGAAGGCUACUAUCAAUACCUAUCACACUCUCUCCUGGCUUCUUGCCUCCCAGCACUCCGGUCACUUUUUGUUCGAUAUACUGAUUUUCAUGAUAGCCUCUUGCUCGAGGCGCCUCGUCCUGCUUUUGCCGGAGAUGCCGCUCCGCGGCCACGGUUUCGGCAGACGAUGGACAUUUACAGCAAGGGGUUGGACGAGCUGGAGUGGAAUUUCACCUCAAUCACGCCGCCUGUCGGUCCCGGUCGCCGAGGUAGUGCGAGUAUCACUACCCCAUUGAGUGCGCAUCGGAUGAGCGGACAGUUGAGUCCGCAGUGGGGCGGGGAUGCACGACGCAGCGUGGUGGUCGGAAAUGGCUUUGGCGGAUUCCUUGCAGUACCUACCGAAGCCGACGGCAGCACUGUCGGCUCUGGCAAGGGUCAUGCGCGGAAGAGUAGUCGACAGGAUCUCUGGAGAUGA
Messenger RNA from Xylona heveae TC161, 1656 nucleotides. RefSeq lists its product as hypothetical. The transcript is spliced from 2 exons. The record is from RefSeq and is a predicted model, not a curated record. Lineage: Eukaryota; Fungi; Ascomycota; Xylonomycetes; Xylonales; Xylonaceae. Bases 1 to 1656 code for a protein of 551 amino acids.